AAAUGAUCUGGGUAUAGGAUUAGUUAGCAGUUUUGUUUUAGAUUAUAUUCACCUUGUGUGCUUGGGCGCAAUGCGCAAGUUAAUAUUUCUUUGGUUGAAGGGGCCGCAGAAAUCCAGGCAAGCUAUGCAUUUUUUUGUUGUAAUGUCUGCAUAUAUGGUGUCCAUCAGGCAAUAUAUACCUAGCAAUUUUGCAAGGAAACCACGAUCCAUGUUUGAAUUUGGUAAAUGGAAAGCUACAGAGGUUCGGCAAUUUUUACUUUACACUGGCCCUGUUGUUCUCCUCAAUAAUAUUCCCAGUAGAAUGUACAGAAACUUUUUACUUCUAUCUGUGUCUAUGAGAAUUCCUGCCUUAUGUUCUCCUGACAAUUUAGACUAUGCUGAGGAGAUUUUGAAACUCUUCGUAACAGAUUUUGCUGCAAUUUAUGGCAAUGAUUUUGUCAGCUAUAACAUGCAUUCAUUGAUCCACUUAGCUCAAGAUGCACGGAAAUUCGGCUCGUUAGAUAGUAUUUCAGCAUUUCCCUUCGAGACAUUUUUAGGUAAACUUAAAAAACUUGUCCGUCGGCCUCAAAACCCUGUCCAACAACUAGUCAGGCGGCUCCAUGAGAAACAGAAAGUGGCAAGCCAAAAGAGCACAUCAGUUUGCAGCCCACUUAAACAGCUCCACUUUUCUGGACCUAUGAUUAAUUCAACUGCAACAUGGGAUCAAUACAGGCGUUACAAUGAUGGACAGACAAUGAUCUCCUCCUCUCGUGGCGAUAACUGUUUUUCUGUGGGGGGAAGGGUUCUUAUUGUGCGGAACAUUUUGUCACAUUCUGGAACUGUUGAAGUCCUGUGUAAUUUCUUUGAAACUGACAAAAACUUUUUCAACUAUCCAAUGGACUCCUCACGUCUUGGAAUUCUUUUUGUUUUCAAUUUAUCUGAACACUUGCAGUUGUUACCUGUUGAGGAGUUAAAAACAAAAAUGGUUUUGUUGCCAUUCAAGACUGGAUACGUGGCAUUGCCACUCCUGCACUAGUGUGCUAUUUAUUUAUUUUUUAUUGUUCGUUUUGAUUUACCGAUUUGUUUUUGUAUUCACAUUUGCGAAAAAAAGUAUGUGAACCCUUUGGGAUUACUUGGAUUUCUGCAUUUUCACUAUUUCUCGCAACUGUAUGUAUUUUAUGUAUUUUUUUUUCUUUAAGCAUGUUGCCUUUCGCCAUAGUGGCAUUUGAAAAUAAUGGCGGAUUGGCAGUUAUUCCAACUAAAUGGUUUACCGGGGGUGAGGAGGACGAAUGUUGCUGGCCACCAGCCAAGAUCAACAUGGCAAAGGCGGUCGCAGAACAACUGGAGCCGCACACUGAUUGGGCAACAUUCAGGUUGACGGUCAAGAGAAAAGCCGCAACGUAUGGAGUUGCCCGCUCAAAAUUGGUUGAGUACGAGGAAAAUACAGAUGUCCUGACCGAGUCUGAUUCCGAGAACUUGGGAAAAGGACAGCGCAAAAGGAGGAAAGUCAUUUUUACAAGUGAGGAUGAGGAUGAUGACAGCCCCAUCGGACCUACCGCUCCAUCCAGCCUCAGGUCACCACCUACCGCUACAUCCAGCCUCGGGUCACCACCUACCGCUCCAUCCUACGCUACAUCCAGCCUCAGGUCACCACCUACCGCUCCAUCCUUCGCUACAUCCAGCCUCAGGUCACCACCUACCGCUCCAUCCAGCCUCAGGUCACCACCUACUGCUCCAUCCUACGCUACAUCCAGCCUCAGGUCACCACCUACCGCUCCAUCCUACGCUACAUCCAGCUUAAGGUCACUGCCUACCGCUCCAUCUCCAGUAAGAGACUCCAUGUUUGUGCGCAUCUUAACCCUCCUUGAGGAGGUGAAAGAAACAUAAAAGAUUCACGGGAGGAUACUGCAAACGCUGUUACAACAGCGUGGAACCACCGUCUCCACCGUCUCUUCUACCCCAGAGGGUUUCCCCUUAAAGACGGUUCAAGAUGUCAUGAACAUGGAGGAAAAACUGGCGAACACAAACGUCAUGUCUGAACUGGUCGCAGCUGUGGCUGACAUUGGGGGGGCAACUAUUGAUGAGGCCACAAGAAGGAUGAUGGCCUUCCUCCUAGACCACGGCCUGUCUAGGAAUUACAACCUUCUGGGCCGAAACGGGAAGAGGGUGUUUAAGGCCUUGAAGUUGUUUGAAGUGAUAUAUGGAGGCAUGAAGAAACACCAGAUGACCAGCAAUAUUACCCAUAAAGAUGCAGAGAAGGCCAUCUCUAAAUGGUUCAUUGGUUCUAGGGACCGGGGGGGUAAUCGACAGGUCCGACAGGCCACCCCUCAACAAAGACUUCAGACAUUUGAGGAACCAUAAUAUGGUGAAUACAAGUCCACUCACACUAGUGCGACAGGUUGCUAAUGAGCAGAUGCUGUCUCUUUGACAGCGCUGUUUUAUUUCCUAGCAGAUUUUGUAGAAAAUAAUUAUAAUAUCCAUAAGUAAGUUUAAUUUUGUGCAUAAUAGCUGAAAAAAAUGUUUUUAAUUAUUAUUUUUUCACUUAUAUAUGUCCAUAUUUCUAUUUCUAUAUU
Messenger RNA from Hypomesus transpacificus, 2552 nucleotides. RefSeq names its product inactive protein tyrosine kinase pTKL-like. Lineage: Eukaryota; Metazoa; Chordata; Actinopteri; Osmeriformes; Osmeridae. Bases 71 to 1015 code for a protein of 314 amino acids. The record is from RefSeq and is a predicted model, not a curated record. The transcript is spliced from 5 exons.